AUGUUGGCAAAAGAUUUUUAUUCAAUAAUUAGUAGUGACGAAUCAACCACAAAUUUUUUAAUUAGCAAAAAUCUUGUGGCAAAUAAUGAAAAUGCCGAAUGUAUUAAGUGUGGAAGUGCUAUGAAUUUAUACCUACGUAAGGAGAGAGGUAAGGAAAGGAGAGUUUUACGUUGUAAGAGAAAGGGAUGUCAAACAACACAAACCUUAAGGAAAGAUAAUGCUUUUUGGACUUAUAUUGACAAGAAUGGUCGUCUAAAUAGUGGACUAAGCCUCAGUCAACAGUUAGAACUAGUGUUCUACUGGACUCAAGGUUUAUCCAAUAAAACAAUCAUGUCCUUAACUGGAAGAUCGUCCAACACCGUAUGUGACUGGAUGAAUUUGUGUCGGGAUAUACCACUAAAAAUGUUCGAAAAACGUAAUAAAUUUGGAGGACCUGAUGUCAUCAUACAAGUCGAAAAGCGGGACAAGCAAACUUUGUAUGACAUUAUUAAAAGAGAGGUUAUAUUGGGUUCUAUUAUACACUCUGAUGGAUGGCCAGCGUAUAAUGGGAUCGCCCAAUAUGGUUUUACGCAUAACACAGUUAACCACAGCGAAAAUUUUGUUGAUCCACUAACACAAGCGCACACUCAGAGGAUCGAAAGUUUAUGGAGACCAUUACGCUUAAAAGUAGUUAAAAAUAUGUGUGGUACAAGUCCUGAUCUCCUUCCAAGGUAUCUCAUGGAAACAUGGUGGCGAGGAAUAAAUAAAUCAGAUUUAUUUAAUGCAUUUUUAAGAGAUAUGGUGGAAGUUUUUGUAUAA
Molecule: messenger RNA, 798 nt
Organism: Macrosiphum euphorbiae (potato aphid)
Lineage: Eukaryota; Metazoa; Arthropoda; Insecta; Hemiptera; Aphididae
Source: the annotation of a GenBank genome assembly